Penicillium macrosclerotiorum is the source of this 2181-nucleotide messenger RNA. Its product is annotated as DUF726 domain protein. NCBI's taxonomy places the organism in Eukaryota, Fungi, Ascomycota, Eurotiomycetes, Eurotiales, Aspergillaceae. The record is from RefSeq and is a predicted model, not a curated record. Bases 1 to 2181 code for a protein of 726 amino acids. The transcript is spliced from 2 exons.
AUGUUUAAGAAUAUCAAAGAGAAAACAUGCGGCGCUCAACAUAAGGCACCCGCCGCAGGCAGUGACAGCGGUCAAGAUCUGACGUCAAUCCUGGACCGAUCGCAACGCGCCGACCUUACAGUGCUGGUGGCGGAGAUCAUUGAAUCCAUGCGAAUCGUGGUUCUGGAGGUCUUCGAAACUACCAAUGAAUCUAUAUCGCCUAUAUCAUCGCCAAAUCAGACUCCGGAUGGUUCGGAGGACAAAGAAACCAGUCCGCCCUUGCCUGCUCGGCCCCAGGAUGAUUCUAAGUCGAACUCAGCACAAGGCGGAACCCCCAAACCAAGGUCUGGUCCCAGAAAGAAUGCAACUGCAGCCGCAGCUAAAGCACGCGCGAAGCAGAGAGCACUCUCACAUUUAGAGGACUGGAGGGAUGCUGUGCUGUUGCGUAUUGGCGAGGUUGUUAACAAGGACAAUGAGGACCAUGAGCAGCGAGCUAAGGAUAGUAGCGAGAAUACCACCGACACUGAUGUUCCUCUAUCCGAGGAGGAUAAGAAGAGAAUGGAGAAGCUACAGCAGGUCUUCCACCCAGUGGAAUCGCCGCUGGCCCUGCUCCCCAAGGCUACAAGACUGCUCAUCCUACACUCGCUCCUUUUGCUGCUGCUCAGCUUGAAGCACUACAAUGCUUACUCACGGGCACUGAUGCUCCAUGUUGCAUCGAGCUUGGAGAUUGACAUUAACGUGCUUAAUGAAGACGAGGUAAAGGUGGCACGGGGCCUUCUGGAUACUGCCCUGGCCCUCUCCGACGCAGAGACACAACAGCCCAUUAAAAAGAAGGACGAUUCUUCCCGGAAAUGGAAGGUCGGGAUUGCAUCCGUCGCUGGUGCCGCCUUGAUCGGUAUCACCGGCGGCCUUGCCGCUCCGCUGGUGGCGGCGGGGAUUGGAACCAUCAUGGGUGGGCUAGGACUCGGCGCCACUGCAGCAGCUGGCUACUUGGGUGUUCUGGCCGGGAGUAGCGUAGUCGUCGGUGGUCUGUUUGGUGCCUACGGCGGACGCAUGACUGGUCGGAUGAUGGACAAGUACGCUCGCGAGGUUGAAGACUUUGCGUUCAUUCCGAUUCGAGGAUCGAGAGGCCAGCGUAGCGAAAAAGAGAGCGAGGCAGCUCGACAAGAUCAUCGACUUCGAGUCACAAUUGGUGUUACUGGGUGGGUUAAAGAAGAGUCGAAUUUCGUGGUUCCGUGGCGCGUUGUUGGUGCCGACUCGGAGGUAUUCACUCUGAGAUGGGAGACCGAGGCUCUGAUGAAGCUUGGAAACGCCAUUUCUGCACUGGUGACGAGCGCGGCUUGGUCGGUUGCAGGACGAGAAGUUCUGGCCCGUACUGUAUUUUCAACAAUCAUGAGCGCAGUGAUGCUGCCACUGGGUCUCUUGAAAGUGGCCGGCGUGGUCGACAAUCCGUUUAGUGUUGCUAAAGCCCGAGCCGACAAAGCGGGCGAGGUUUUGGCAGAUGCAUUGAUCAAUAAGGCGCAAGGUGAGCGGCCAGUGACUCUCAUUGGGUAUUCUCUGGGCUCUCGCUUGAUUUUUUCAUGCCUGCAAAGUUUGUCUAGAAGAGGCGCCUAUGGCUUGGUCGAGUCUGUCAUUUUGAUGGGGUCGCCAGCUCCGUCGAAUCUAGACCACUGGUUACGGAUCCGGAGCGUUGUGAGUGGACGAGUGAUUAAUGUCUACUCGGAGAACGACUCAGUGCUUGCCUUUCUCUAUCGAACAAGCAGUCUCCAGCUUGGUGUUGCAGGCCUCCAAGCAAUUGAAGGCGUGCCUGGAGUGGAAAGUCUCAAUGUCAGCGAAAUCGUCAGCGGCCAUCUCCAAUAUCAGUUCUUGCUCGGCAAGAUCCUGACGUCCAUUGGGCUUCAAGAUGUCGACAAGCAAGAAGUUGAGAGUGAAGAAGCCGCUUUGGCAGUCGAAGAUAAAAAGCAAGAAGAAGAGCGGCGUCGAAAUGAGCGCAAGGCUGGCAUUGAGAAUGACAAUUCCUCUGCUGCUCGCGAGAGGCUCAACAGCCAGGAGGGCUUCGGGGAAGAAGAAAAAAUGCAGAAGCAGGUGGAGACACAGACUGAGGAACAUAUGACACAUCACCGAAUUCAAAUGCUGGAUUUGGACGAUGACGAUUACUCUGCUCCUUUACCUGACCAACCUGGAAAGCACUCCGCCCUUUAG